Molecule: messenger RNA, 3789 nt
Organism: Stomoxys calcitrans (stable fly)
Lineage: Eukaryota; Metazoa; Arthropoda; Insecta; Diptera; Muscidae
Gene: Hem
Product: membrane-associated protein Hem
Exons: 3
Coding region: 277-3648 (1123 amino acids)
Biological process (GO): cell migration; neuron projection morphogenesis; cell morphogenesis
Cellular component (GO): SCAR complex
Source: RefSeq, a predicted model, not a curated record
GACGUCAAAAAUUGGUCAUCAAUCUGUUAAAAAAUGGAAAUUCCGUUGAAAAAUGUGGAAUAAAAUUAAUUAAUGGUUAUUAAAGUGUUUAAAUUACAACUAGAACAUAAAUUCAAACAUAUCUUCUAAAGAAUUUCAAAAGAAAAGGAAGUUUAUCAUAAGUUUUGCCCGAAAAAGUAGUCAACAAAUUUUUUCUAGGUGGGGCCAAUAGAAAAUUCAUCUCAGUUUCCAGUCAAUUAAGGCCAGACAAACGGCUACCAAAUUCGUGGAGCUACCAUGGCUCGUCCCAUAUAUCCCAACCAGCAGAAAAUUGCUGAAAAAUUGAUUAUACUCAACGAUAGAGGUUUAGGAAUUUUGACCAGAGUUUACAACAUUAAAAAGGCCUGUGGUGAUACCAAAUCGAAGCCCGGUUUCCUAUCAGAAAAGUCUUUGGAGUCAUCGAUUAAGUUCAUUGUGAAACGUUUUCCAAAUAUCGAUGUAAAGGGUCUAAAUGCCAUAGUCAAUAUUAAGGCAGAAAUUAUUAAAUCCUUAUCCUUGUAUUAUCAUACCUUUGUGGAUCUGCUCGAUUUUAAGGACAAUGUGUGCGAGUUACUGACCACCAUGGAUGCUUGCCAAAUACAUUUGGAUAUUAUAUUAAAUUUUGAGUUAACCAAAAACUAUUUGGAUCUGGUGGUUACCUAUGUAUCGCUAAUGAUUCUCUUGUCGCGAGUGGAAGAUCGCAAAGCUGUUUUGGGGCUUUAUAAUGCUGCCUUUGAAUUACAAAAUAAUGCCUCGGAUGCCGGAUUCCCACGUUUGGGUCAAAUGAUAUUGGACUAUGAAGUACCGUUGAAAAAACUCUCCGAAGAGUUCAUACCACAUCAACGUUUGUUGACAAAUGCCUUGCGUUCUCUGACCUCCAUAUAUCCCUUGCGCAAUUUGCCUGCCGACAAAUGGCGUGAAAUGCAAAAGCUAAGUUUAGUGGGCAAUCCUGCAAUUCUACUGAAGGCAGUGCGCACUGAAACCAUGUCCUGCGAAUAUCUGUCUUUGGAGGCUAUGGAUAGAUGGAUUAUUUUUGGUUUACUCUUAAACCACCCAAUGUUGGCCCAAUACCCGGAGGUAAAUAAGAUAUGGUUGUCCGCGUUGGAUUCAAGCUGGGUGGUGGCUUUGUUUCGUGAUGAAGUUUUGCAGAUUCAUCAGUAUAUACAGACAUUCUUUGAUGGCAUUAAAGGCUAUAAUAAAAGGAUCAGUGAAGUUAAAGAGGCCUAUACGACGGCAGUGCAAAAGGCGGCUUUAAUGCAUAGAGAGCGCAGGAAGUUUUUGCGUACCGCAUUGAAAGAAUUGGCUUUGAUAAUGACCGAUCAACCUGGGCUUUUGGGCCCCAAGGCUAUAUUUAUUUUUAUAGGCCUAUGCUUGGCCAGAGAUGAAAUUUUGUGGCUUUUAAGGCAUAAUGAUAAUCCGCCAUUGUUGAAGAAUAAGGGCAAAAGCAACGAAGAUUUGGUGGACCGCCAAUUGCCUGAAUUGUUGUUUCACAUGGAGGAAUUACGCGCUCUGGUGCGCAAGUACAGUCAAGUGAUGCAACGCUACUAUGUGCAAUAUCUUUCCGGUUUCGAUUCCACCGAUCUCAAUAUACGCAUGCAAAGUUUACAAAUGUGUCCCGAAGAUGAAAGUGUAAUUUUCUCCUCGCUAUACAAUACAGCUUCGAGUUUGACAGUUAAACAAGUGGAGGACAAUGAACUGUUCGAUUUUAGAGCUUUCCGUUUAGAUUGGUUCCGCCUACAAACAUACAUGAGUGUGGGCAAGGCAGUGUUGCGCAUUCAAGAGCACGUGGAAUUGGCAAGGCUGUUGGAUUCGAUGGUAUUUCAUACCCGUGUGGUGGACAAUUUAGAUGAGAUUUUGGUAGAAACUUCAGACUUGAGUAUUUUCUGUUUCUACAGCAAAAUGUUUGAUGAUCAAUUCCAUAUGUGCCUGGAAUUUCCAGCACAAAAUCGCUAUAUAAUAGCAUUCCCUUUAAUAUGUAGUCACUUCCAAAAUUGCACCCAUGAAAUGUGCCCAGAAGAGCGUCACCACAUAAGAGAAAGAUCCUUAAGUGUGGUGAAUAUCUUCCUUGAGGAAAUGGCCAAAGAAGCUAAGAACAUUAUCACCACCAUAUGUGAUGAACAAUGUACCAUGGCAGAUGCCUUGCUGCCCAAACAUUGUGCCAAAAUCUUGUCAGUUCAGUCGGCACGCAAGAAGAAGGAUAAAUCCAAGAAACAAUUUGAUGAUAUACGCAAGCCUGGCGAUGAGUCCUACCGCAAGACACGUGAAGAUCUGACAACCAUGGAUAAACUGCAUAUGGCUUUGACGGAAUUGUGCUUUGCCAUCAACUAUUGUGCUACUGUUAAUGUGUGGGAAUUUGCCUUUGCCCCGCGUGAAUAUUUAUGUCAGAAUUUAGAGCAUCGUUUCUCACGUGAUUUGGUGGGAAUGGUGAUGUUCAAUCCCGAUACCAUGGAAAUAGCCAAACCUUCUGAGCUUUUGGCUUCGGUGAGAGCCUAUAUGAAUGUUUUGCAAACGGUGGAGAAUUAUGUGCACAUUGAUAUGACCCGGGUCUUCAACAAUUGUCUAUUGCAACAGACCCAGGCUUUGGACUCGCAUGGAGAGAAAACCAUAGCGGCUUUGUAUAAUACAUGGUAUAGUGAAGUCCUGUUGAGACGUGUUUCUGCCGGCAAUAUUGUCUUCAGCAAUAACCAAAAAGCUUUUGUUCCCAUUUCCCCUGAGGGCUGGGUACCCUUCAACCCCCAAGAGUUCUCGGAUCUUAAUGAGCUGCGCGCUUUAGCCGAAUUGGUGGGCCCCUAUGGCAUUAAGUCUUUGAAUGAAACCCUAAUGUGGCACAUUGCAAAUCAAGUGCAAGAACUCAAAUCGUUGGUGGGUGUGAACAAAGAAGUUCUUAUAACCUUACGCACCAGUUUUGACAAACCCGAGGUAAUGAAGGGGCAGUUUAAGAAUCUGCAAGAUGUGGAUCGGGUUCUACAACGAAUGACCAUCAUUGGAGUCAUAUUAUGCUUCCGCAAUUUGGUUCAUGAGGCCUUGGUGGAUGUGCUGGAGAAGCGUAUACCCUUCUUGCUGAGUUCUGUCAAGGAUUUUCAAGAGCAUUUACCCGGUGGUGAUCAAAUACGUGUAGCUUCUGAGAUGGCUGCUUCGGCGGGUCUUAUGUGCAAAGUCGAUCCCACCUUGGCGGCUACCUUGAAAUCGAAAAAACCCGAAUUUGAUGAAGGUGAACAUUUGAUUGCCUGUCUGCUAAUGGUUUUUGUGGCAGUUUCCAUACCAAAACUGGCACGUAAUGAUAGCUCAUUUUAUCGUGCCUCCAUCGAUGGCCACUCCAACAACACCCACUGCAUGUCAGUUGCCAUUAAUAAUAUAUUUGGCGCCCUCUUCACCAUAUGUGGUCAAAAUGACAUUGAAGAUCGCAUGAAAGAAUUUUUGGCUUUGGCCUCAUCAUCAUUGUUGCGUUUGGGUCAAGAAUCGGAUCGUGAUGCCACACGCAAUCGUGAGUCCAUUUAUCUCUUAUUGGAUGAAAUUGUUAAACAAUCGCCCUUCUUGACAAUGGAUUUGUUGGAGUCUUGCUUCCCCUACGUUCUGAUACGUAAUGCCUAUCAUGCCGUUUACAAACAGGAACAAAUAUUGGGUCUCUAAACGAUGGCUGGAGGAGCGAACAGAACUUCAUUCACAAAAUAGUAGGUUAAACAAAUAGACAUUUUUUUAAGCUUAUAUAUGUAGGCAAUAGAAGUAAAAAAACAGGAACAACACAAUGCACUAAGGCUAUAAAAGGCAGAA